Messenger RNA from Anguilla anguilla (European eel), 3921 nucleotides. Its product is annotated as V-type proton ATPase 116 kDa subunit a2-like. Gene Ontology annotation, cellular component: plasma membrane; vacuolar proton-transporting V-type ATPase complex; vacuolar proton-transporting V-type ATPase, V0 domain. Gene Ontology annotation, biological process: vacuolar acidification; proton transmembrane transport. Gene Ontology annotation, molecular function: ATPase binding; proton-transporting ATPase activity, rotational mechanism. Lineage: Eukaryota; Metazoa; Chordata; Actinopteri; Anguilliformes; Anguillidae. The transcript has 20 exons. The record is from RefSeq and is a predicted model, not a curated record. The coding region runs from base 1349 to 3901 and encodes 850 amino acids.
ACCACCCUCAGUGAGAUUGUUUGUUGAUAAAUGUAUCUUAAGUUCUGCCUUAAGAUACAGUUAACGCACUUACAAUUUUGUCGUACAUAUUUUUAUUAGCAUCAAAUUAAAAAAGGGGAUUUAAAUUCAGAAUAAUCGUGCACAGACGGAACCCUUAUGGACGAUUAAUUUUGUGUAAUGCAGACAACUGGGUUCAAUUAAACGCUUAACACCAAAACACUUUCUGCUUUAAGAUUCUUUUUGACGUUUAAAUACGCGCCAUUCGUUGCAAAAUUGCCUCGUUGACGUAACGGAAGGUUGCAAUCCUCGCUUCAUUCCUUAAUUCUGAGAUAUCUGCAUGGAGUGGAACACCGGAUAACUUGUGGUUUUUCGGUGACAGCUGAUAAAUAAGCGAUUAAGUGGGCAGCAACCGCAGUUGCUGGGUUGCAGUAUGCAUGACCGCACUUAACACCUCGACGCCAGACCUAAUCUGGCCACGAAGACGCGCUUCAGAAUAGAGGGCUAAGAGAGGGGGGGAAAUACGUGACAUUUGAAUCAUUCAUCCUAUUUACGGCUCACCCAACCAAAUGGAGGCGCUAGGUCAACGCUUAUUUCGCAUCAAUAGGAAAAUGUGCCGAGGUAAUGCCUGAAGAGAUGCUCAGCAUCGAUGCGGGCACCAUCUCCGUUAGUGCAGGAUCAUGUAUUUCACUGCGUCGAUAAGAUGGGCUGUGUAACAUAAUACACAUUCCUAUGUACAGGUUUGCAGUCUUGUAACAAUAGCUAUUUUUGUGAGUUGUUCUUGGGUGCGUAUCUCUCAUUAUCUCGUUAUCAAGCUUGGUAAAUUGGCAAGCCUGCGUUUUCGCUCUAGUAGCGCAGCCUGUACUGUUGAGGUCUGCAUGCUCGCUCCAGCCGUCAGUCUGUUUACGGAGACAAGUUUAGCGAGCUUAGCCAGGAGCUAGUCUGUUUUUAACAUUUGUAAACUGCCAGCGGAGAUUGUACUGACCAGCAAGUCAGCUGAUUCCAAACAAAGCCGUCCUGGCCGAUACAGAAGACAGGACAUUCUCCGGCUGUCAAACUAGAAGGGUUUGGUCCUGAAUGGGAAAAUGAGGGAAAAAACGUUAGCUGGCGAGGUAGUUUGCUAGGGAAAAAUAUUCAAAUGUCGGUGCUAGCAAGCACGUUACUGUCUUGUGCAAGUUCUCAGAAGAAAGACUAUGCGUGUCACUGAUUAACGUCUUUGUUUUAGCUUCAUAAUCGAAUGUUUACUAUUAGCUAGCCGGGGUUAGCUGCCGUGGCUAUCUGGCGUUUCUAGUAGGCUAAGCGAACGGGGCAGGUUGUCUGGGAGUCAAAAAAAAACGGGCCGACAACGAAGAUGGGGUCGGUGUUCCGGAGCGAAGAGAUGUGCAUGGCCCAGCUGUUCCUUCAAUCUGGCUCGGCGUACGACUGCAUCAGUGAACUGGGAGAAAUGGGUCUGGUCGAAUUCCGAGAUCUCAACCCCAGCGUCAGUGCUUUCCAGCGCAAGUUCGUCAGCGAGAUCAAGAGGUGCGAAGAGAUGGAGAGGAUUCUGGGGUACCUCCUGAGGGAGAUCAGGAAAAUGGGGAUCCCUCUGCCGGACGUGGAGGUCAGCCCGGGCGCCCCACUUCCCAAACAGGUCCUGGAGAUAAUGGAGCAGCUGCAGAGGCUGGAGCUGGAGCUGAGCGAGGUCGCCAGGAACAAGGAGAAGCUGCAGAAGAACCUUCUGGAACUGACGGAGUACGACCUCAUGCUGAGGGUCACCCGCGGGUUCAUGCGCCGCAGCGAGCGUGACCAGCUGGGUCCCCGGUACGAGGAGUUCCCCUUCCUGGACAAGGACUCUGUGACUGGCUGCACCAGCAUGCAGCGACUGGGGGCCAAACUGGGGUUCAUCUCCGGCCUCAUCCAGCGUGCCAAGAUGGAGGCGUUCGAGCGCAUGCUGUGGAGAGUGUGCAAAGGCUACACCAUCCUCAGCCACUCUGAGCUGGACGAGUGCGUGCAGGACCCUGACACGGGCGAGCUCACCAAGAGCGUGGUCUUCCUCAUCUCCUUCUGGGGCGAUCAGAUCGGCCAAAAGGUGCAGAAGAUCUGCGACUGUUACCACUGUCACUUGUACCCCCACCCGGACAGCGCAGAGGAGAGGGAGGAGGUGAUGGAGAGUCUAAAGACUCGCACCCAGGACCUGCAAACGGUCCUCCACAGGACAGAGGAGUACCUGAGACAGGUGCUGGACAAGGCCUCGGAGUCCGUCUGCACCUGGGUGAUCCAGGUGAAGAAGAUGAAGGCCAUCUACCACAUCCUCAACCUGUGCAGCUUCGACGUCACCAACAAGUGUCUGAUCGCCGAGGUGUGGUGUCCCGUCAAUGACCUCGCGGCCCUGCGGGGGGCGCUGGAGCAGGGCUCGAGGAAAAGCGGCGCCAACAUCCCUUCUUUCGUAAAUCGUAUCCCUAGCAACGGGACGCCCCCCACUCUACUGAGGACCAACAAGUUCACCUCGGGAUUCCAGAACAUCGUGGACGCCUAUGGUGUGGGCAGCUAUCGGGAGGUCAACCCAGCCCCCUACACCGUGGUCACCUUCCCCUUCCUGUUUGCGGUGAUGUUCGGGGACCUGGGUCACGGCGUCGUCAUGGUGCUGUUUGCGCUCUGGAUGGUUCUCUGUGAGAAGGACCCCAAGGUGAAGCGGAACCGGAACGAGGUCUGGAGGCUGUUUUUUGAGGGCCGCUACAUGAUCCUGAUGAUGGGGCUCUUCUCCAUCUACACGGGACUCAUCUACAACGAGUGCUUCUCCAAACCGCUCAACAUCUUCAGCUCAGGCUGGAGCGUGAGGGCCAUGUUUACAGAGCUGCAGUGGACGAACGAAACUCUUUCCACAAACUCCCUGCUCACCCUUGAUCCCAAUGUCACCGGCGUCUUCAACGGCCCCUACCCGUUCGGUAUUGAUCCGAUUUGGAACAUGGCGUCCAAUCGGCUCACCUUCCUCAACUCCUACAAGAUGAAGAUGUCCGUCAUCCUGGGGGUUCUCCACAUGACCUUCGGGGUCGUCCUGGGCGUCUUCAACCACCUGCACUUCCGGCAGAAGUUUAACCUGUACCUGGUCUUCCUCCCGGAGCUGCUGUUCCUGCUCUGCCUGUUCGGCUACCUGGGCUUCAUGAUCCUGUACAAGUGGCUGGCCUUCUCGGUGCGGGACUCCCGCACGGCACCCAGCGUCCUGGUCCACUUCAUCAACAUGUUCCUGAUGAAGGGGAGCGGCGAGCCCGCCCUGUACCCCGGCCAGAUGGUGGUCCAGGUGCUGCUGCUGAUGAUUGCGCUGCUGUCUGUGCCCGUGCUGCUGUUGGGGAACCCCAUUUACCUGUACUGGCUGCACCACGGGGCCCGGAACCAGGGCUCAUACCGCGGCUAUGAGAGAGUUCAGAGGGGAAGUGUGGAGGAUCUGUCUGUGACCCUGUCCCAGGACAUGGAGGAGGGGGUCAGUCACAGCGACCACUCCACCAACCGGGAAGCUCAGCCAGAGUUUGCUCUGGGGGACGUGCUCCUGCACCAGGCCAUUCACACCAUAGAGUACUGCCUGGGCUGCAUCUCCAACAGCGCCUCCUACCUGCGGCUGUGGGCGCUGAGCCUGGCGCAUGCCCAGCUGUCGGAGGUGCUGUGGGACAUGGUGAUGCGGCUGGGUUUCCGUGGAGACUCGGGCGUGGGGGCGGUGCUCCUGGCUCUGGUGUUCAGCCUGUUCGCCGUCCUCACCGUGUCCAUCCUUCUGCUGAUGGAGGGGCUGUCUGCUUUCCUGCACGCGCUCAGACUGCACUGGGUGGAGUUCCAGAACAAAUUCUACAGUGGGACCGGCAUCAAGUUCAUCCCUUUCUCCUUCUCACUGCUGCAGUCCGGACUGGACCAGGACGUGUUGAUCGGGGAGGUGUGAGGGGAGGAGAGUGGGGGGGG